CUCUUUCUUCUCUUUCUUCUUUCUCUCAUACUCUUGGAAUUUUGAAUUUUGGUGGGAAUUGGAACAGUUUUCUAAAGAGAAAGAGAAGCAAUCAUGUUGCAGAGGAGUAUCAACCUUCGCGGUUUGGUUCUCUUUUCAAGAUAUGGUCACUCGUUUUCCAAGUUCUUUACACCUCAGGCUGCAUCUUCUUUGCAAGCAGUGGCUGAACCUGCUACUUACAGGGGAGAUGAUGAGUAUGCCGAUUUGAACUGGGAUGACCUUGGAUUCGGUCUUGUGCCCACCGAUUAUAUGUACAUAAUGAAAUGUUCAGAUAAUGAGAAGUUCUCACCUGGUGAACUCAAUCGCUUUGGUAAGAUCGAGUUGAGCCCUGCAUCCGGAAUCUUAAAUCAUGGGCAGGGACUGUUUGAAGGUCUAAAAGCCUGCCGGAAAGAAGAUGGUCGUGUGCUUCUCUUUCGCCCGGAACAGAAUGCUAUGCGUAUGAAGAUGGGUGCCGAGAGAAUGUGCAUGCCGUCGCCCUCUGUUGAGCAAUUUAUUGAUGCUUUGAAGCAAACGGUUCUGGCCAACAAGCGUUGGGUUCCACCUCCAGGGAAGGGGUCUUUGUAUCUACGGCCUUUACUUAUGGGAAGUGGAGCUAUGCUGGGUUUGGCACCAGCUCCUGAAUGUACAUUCAUCCUAUUUGCUUCACCCGUUGGCAACUAUUUCCAAGAAGGUAAGGCUCCCAUCAAGUUGCUCGUGGAAGAUGAGUGUCAUCGUGCCAUGCCUGGCGGAACUGGCGGUGUAAAAUCCAUAUCCAACUAUGCACCGGUUCUGAAAGCACAAACUCGAGCAAAGAGUAAGGGAUUCUCUGAUGUUUUAUUCCUAGACUCCAUGACAAAUAAGUAUCUGGAGGAGGUCGCUUCUUGUAAUAUUUUCAUUGUGAAGGAUAACACUGUUUCAACACCUGCUACCCGUGGAACUAUUUUGCCUGGAAUCACGAGAAAAAGCAUCAUCAACAUUGCUAGUGAUCAUGGAUACCAGGUUGAGGAACGCCCUAUUCCAGUGGAGGAUUUGCUUGAAGCUGAUGAAGUUUUCUGCACAGGAACUGCAGUUGUUGUGGCUCCUGUAGGCAGUGUUACAUAUCAGGGUAAAAGGGUUGAAUACAGAACUGGAGAUGGAUCUGUGGCUCGGAAAUUGUACUCAACCCUUACUGACAUCCAGAGGGGUCUGAUUGAGGACAAAAUGGGAUGGACUGUUGAGGUUGAUUAAGUUCUUCCGUUCUCAUGUAGAAAUAAUUACUAGAAGAGGAUUCACAUUAUGUAUUGCCAUAUUUAAUCAGUAACUGAUGAAUGCUUGUUUGUUCUUAUUUGUGUUAACAAGUGGUUUAGUCUU
This is a messenger RNA of Telopea speciosissima, 1368 nucleotides long. RefSeq names its product branched-chain-amino-acid aminotransferase 2, chloroplastic-like. Gene Ontology annotation, biological process: branched-chain amino acid metabolic process. Gene Ontology annotation, molecular function: branched-chain-amino-acid:2-oxoglutarate transaminase activity. Bases 94 to 1245 code for a protein of 383 amino acids. The record is from RefSeq and is a predicted model, not a curated record. The transcript has 10 exons. Lineage: Eukaryota; Viridiplantae; Streptophyta; Magnoliopsida; Proteales; Proteaceae.